Messenger RNA from Hypomesus transpacificus, 1546 nucleotides. Its product is annotated as histone H2B. The record is from RefSeq and is a predicted model, not a curated record. NCBI's taxonomy places the organism in Eukaryota, Metazoa, Chordata, Actinopteri, Osmeriformes, Osmeridae. Gene Ontology annotation, cellular component: nucleosome. Gene Ontology annotation, molecular function: protein heterodimerization activity; structural constituent of chromatin; DNA binding. The transcript has a single exon. Bases 186 to 560 code for a protein of 124 amino acids.
UAGAGAGAUGCUCGUAGAGGGAAUGGAAGUAGAGGAGGCGGAUAAUCAGGCGCACGCGCGUUUCACACGUCAACGCCUCGAAAAGCUGGGAGGCGUGCCUCUAUUUUUGCAUCCCACCCCCUAUAUAAGCGGGGAAGCGACCACCCGCCAACCCAUUCGUUCCUGAACAGAAACGAACCAUCAUCAUGCCUGAGCCAGCGAAAUCAGCGCCCAAGAAGGGCUCCAAGAAAGCCGUCUCCAAGACUGCCGCGAAGGGAGGCAAGAAGCGCAGAAAGUCAAGGAAGGAGAGCUAUGCCAUCUACGUGUACAAAGUGUUGAAACAGGUCCACCCCGAUACCGGCAUCUCGUCCAAGGCCAUGGGAAUCAUGAAUUCCUUUGUCAACGACAUUUUCGAGCGUAUCGCCGGAGAGUCUUCCCGCUUGGCGCACUACAACAAGCGUUCAACCAUCACAUCCAGGGAGAUUCAGACCGCCGUCCGCCUCCUGCUUCCCGGGGAGCUCGCUAAGCACGCCGUGUCCGAGGGCACUAAGGCUGUGACGAAGUACACCAGCUCCAAGUAAACGGGUGCCAUAUGACUUCCCUGUAAUACCCCAAAGGCUCUUUUAAGAGCCACCCACAUUACCUUUUAAAUGUGCCAAUUUCCAUUUGGGCCUGUCACUGUGAAGAUUCUGACCCUAUAUAGGGUUUAACAUUGACUGAAAACAUAACUGUGGUGUCUUGCAACCCAUUAGCCUACUCAAUUAAGAAUUCCCAGAUUUGAGUAGUGGGAGGCAAGUGUAGCUGCAAUGUGACCUGAAUAGUAUGGUAAUACUGUCCCACCUGACUAUUUCUGAGGGAGUACUGUAGCCUACUCUGAUGAAUUCAGCACAGAUGAUAUUCACCCAACAUUGUAUUCAUAGCCUGCCCAUGUCUAUAUUGAAGAUGUUUUGAGUCAGUCUAAUUCAAGACUUUUUUUGUUUCUGGUUGUAUUUAGACAGUUGAAUGGUUGCCCCAUUAUGUGCAAUUAAGUCCUGAACGUAGCUUCAAAAAAUGGAUGUGAAUGCUUUAUGUGGUCAUUCCACGAAGAGGAACUUUUUGUUUUCAUAUUGUAAAUAAAGGACAUGUUGAACUGAAAGAACAAGUGAUGUCUUUUGAAAUAUGUUUUGUCAGUGUAUGUUGUAAGAAAUGCUGAAGUAUAUUAUUGCAUGACCAUUUCUGACCACCUGGGAACUGGUAGGUCAUUUUCACUCUCAUUCUGAUGUGUUCUGUGACACAGUAACUUUGCCACUUAAGAUGUCUGUCUGUGUAUAGAUGUGGUCAAAUGUGUUGUUACCUGUUAUAGCUUUGAAAUAAUGCUUCGUUUCUCCUGAAAGUGAUGACAUUCAAAGCUAUUGCAUCAUCAAUUCGUACAUGCCUUUGGUAUGUCAAAGCAAAGAAGAGAUGAAUAAUUGCUCAGUCUAACUAAGAUAAUAAAUUGGCCUGGACAGAAUUUCUUGAUACCCCUUAGAAAUUAUAAUAAUUAUAUGGAUAAAAGUGAUUUUACAAAACAAUUACCUCCUUUAAUUUG